AUGCAGGACAUUCGACUCACGGCCAUCUUGAUGGCCUGCUUUACGCUCUUUCCGUCCUAUGCAACUGCAUUCUGGCGUCUUCCUUGCCGUGGAAGAUCUGGUGUCGCCCGGCUCGACCCCAUUGUGGACCCAGGCAAAGUCGCCGGUCACGUUCAUGCUAUUCAUGGAGCUGGAAACUUCGGCAUGAGCUCUGACCAGGACUCGCUCCAAGAGUCUGAUUGUACAUCGUGCGCAGUGACUCAAGAUAAAUCUGCUUACUGGACUCCCGCUUUGUACUUCAUGCACACCAACGGUAGUGCCGAAUUGGUUGAGGAGGUUGGAGGCAUGCUCGCCUACUAUCUGCUCUAUGGAGAGAAGGUUACCGCGUUCCCCAAGAACUUCCGAAUGCUGGCAGGAGACCCCUACCAGCGCAACUUUACGUGGCCAGUUCCCGAUCCUCCCAAGUCCUCUUGGAGUGGCGCUCAAGCCUCACAGGCUGCCUUGCGCCAGAAAGCACUCGGCUUCAACUGCUUGAACUAUCAGACUACCGCCGAAGCCUCUCUGUACCGCCAUUUCUUGCCCAACAAGACUUACCUGGAUGAGCAUUGCACCGAUGGUGUUCGAUUCGAAUUGAUGUUCCCAUCUUGCUGGAAUGGUGUGGAUACGGACUCCGAUGAUCACCAAUCCCAUGUCGCGUAUCCAUCGCUGGUCAUGGACGGUACUUGCCCCGAGGGGUACGAGACUCGCUUGGUAUCACUCUUCUAUGAAACCAUCUGGAACACUUAUGCUUUCAAGGACGUGGAUGGGUACUUCGCGCUUGCCAAUGGUGAUCCCACUGGAUAUGGAUACCAUGGUGACUUUAUGCAGGCCUGGGAUGACGGUGUGCUGCAGGAGGCCGUUGACACUUGCACAAGUGAAACUGGCCUGGUUGGCGACUGCGAAAUCUUCGACAUCCAGACAGAAACAGAGCAGCAGCAAUGUGAACUCAAGGUGCCAUCAGCAUUGAAGCACGAAAAUGUCUUCAUGCACGCUGACGGAUUGCCGGGUACAAUGCCUAUCGCAUGGGGUCCAGCCUACGCCACGAUGGAUAUGGGCUCCGGAGCUGCAUCAACAACAACCACUGCAACCACUGCUGCCGGUCUUGUUCCAACUCUCUCGAUCCCCUCGAUUCCCACUCUCUCACUUGGUGGUGGUAUUUCGAUCGAUGCAGGUAAUCUGCUUGAAAAUUUCCAUGCCGCCAACACUGCCGCCAACACUGCCGCAGCUCCCACGACUACUUUCACUUCGACUUCCAGUCCUACCCCGACCCCGACCCCAACUACUUCCAUCACUGUCGACACUCUCACAGAGGAGAUCAUUUAUCUUCAGCGCGAUAUUAUCGUUUUGAUUGAUGAGGAAGGCGUCCCUUACACGACCAGCACGGGUGGCGUACGCACUGUCUCUACAGCUAUUACUACGGUCACUGAAACAUCUACUGCCAUUUCUUACGUGAAGAAAGACACCGUACCCGAACCUGUGGAGUUGGAGCAGCCUUCUCGCCAUGCGCGUAGACAUCAUCACCGCCACGGUCGCUCACACAACACCAUUUAA
Molecule: messenger RNA, 1569 nt
Organism: Penicillium soppii
Lineage: Eukaryota; Fungi; Ascomycota; Eurotiomycetes; Eurotiales; Aspergillaceae
Product: DUF1996 domain-containing protein
Exons: 3
Coding region: 1-1569 (522 amino acids)
Source: RefSeq, a predicted model, not a curated record